Messenger RNA from Paecilomyces variotii, 3264 nucleotides. Its product is annotated as putative ABC transporter. Lineage: Eukaryota; Fungi; Ascomycota; Eurotiomycetes; Eurotiales; Thermoascaceae. Gene Ontology annotation, cellular component: membrane. The record is from RefSeq and is a predicted model, not a curated record. Gene Ontology annotation, molecular function: ABC-type transporter activity; ATP binding; ATP hydrolysis activity. The transcript has 4 exons. The coding region runs from base 1 to 3264 and encodes 1087 amino acids.
AUGCGGCAUCUGACAUCUCUCUCAUGGAUAUUGGCUGUCCUCUCCGCAUCAGGCACGGCUGCGGCAUCGCGCAAUUACUCCAAUCCCAAUCUGCUUCCUCCCCUCCUCUCAGUAUAUGAUGAUCGACCACCAGAGUGUCCGCCCUGUUUCAACUGCCAGCUCGACGCUUUCCAAUGUACUCAGUACGCAUCAUGCAAUCAGUACACCGGCAAGUGUUCAUGUCCUCCCGGCUUUGGAGGCGAUGAUUGUUCGGAACCGACCUGUGGUUCCCUUGCGGACGGGCUAAACAGAGCGCCACGACACGACAGAUACUGCAACUGUAAGGAUGGUUGGGGCGGCAUCAAUUGCAAUGUGUGCCAGACGGACGAUGCAUGCAAUGCGCUGAUGCCAGAUGGCGAAGGGGCUGUGUGUUACAAGCAAGGUCUGGUCGUGAACGAGAACUACCAGAUGUGCGAUGUCACAAACAGGAAGAUCCUGGACCAACUAAAGGAACGGAAACCCCAAGUAACCUUCUCGUGUGAAACAGAGGAGCAUACCUGUAACUUCCAGUUUUGGGUCGACCAGAGGGAGUCAUUCUAUUGCGCUCUAGACACCUGCGACUUCAGUAUCGAAGCUGACUAUUACCGCAAUGAAACCCACUACAAGUGCGAGAACAUCCAGUGCAAGUGUAUCCCCGGACGUAUGCUGUGUGGCGAAGAGGGAUCGAUCGACAUUGGCGAAUUUUUGGAAGAGAGCAUCCGAGGCCCGGCAUCUUUCUCUACACUCUCCACUGUUGAUGGUAGUGACAAGGACGGAAGUAAAUUCCAGGAACCGGCGAUGAAUGAUCUCAUCAAGAGCGUCUUUGGAGACGAGUCCAUUACGCUGAAUUGCCAGUCCGGCGAAUGUCUCUACAAGACUGAUGUUCCUGGAUACGAGCGUCCGGUUAAGAAGAUUAACACACCCCUCAUUGCCGGUGUCAUCGCUGGAUGUGCUCUUUUCGUCGUGGCUGUCAUCCUCGGAGUAUGGUAUCUGUCCCGACGCGCGGCGUACCAGAAAUACGGUGCUAUUCGACUUUCAGAGGAGUCGGAUGAUGAAGAUGCUAGACUUCUCGCCGAUCAUAAACCCGCGGCCCUUCACUUUGAGAACGUGUCCUACUUUCUAAAUGGAAAGGAGAUCCUCUCCGAGAUUCAGGGUGCAGCUCAACCGGGACAGAUUACAGCCAUCAUGGGCGCAUCCGGAGCCGGAAAGACAACGUUCCUCGACAUCUUAGCCAGAAAGAAUAAGCGGGGUGUUGUCCGUGGUGACUUUUAUGUCAACGGAGAGAAAAUAAGCGACAAUGACUUCAAGAAUCUCAUCGGUUUUGUGGACCAGGAAGACACGAUGCUUCCGACUCUGACCGUGCAUGAGACUAUCUUGACCAGCGCCCUCCUACGGCUACCCAAGGACAUGAGCAGAUACACUAAAGAACAGAAAGUGAUCGAAGUUGAGAAACAGCUUGGGAUCUACCACAUUAGGGAUCAGCUGAUUGGGUCUGAGGAGGGCAAAGGCCGCGGCGUUUCCGGGGGCGAGAAGCGCAGAGUUGGCAUCGCCUGUGAACUUGUUACGAGCCCCAGUAUUCUUUUCCUGGACGAGCCUACUAGUGGACUUGACGCAUACAACGCUUUUAAUGUGGUGGAGUCUCUGGUGACAUUGGCGAAGACUUAUAAUCGUACCGUGAUAUUUACUAUUCACCAGCCACGCUCCAACAUUGUAGCUCUAUUUGAUCGCCUUAUUCUGCUUGCCAAAGGGAAGACUGUCUAUUCAGGCCCAUUCUCUAGCUGCCAGCAAUACUUCGAUAAUGUCGGAUACUCCUGCCCUCCUGGAUUCAACAUUGCGGACUACCUUGUCGAUCUCACGAUGCACGCCAGUAUUCCGAGAUCGCCUAUCGACGAAGAACCUCUCGGCUUGUUUACCCACUCGGACCACUUAAAAACUGCGUCAAGCAGCCUGCGGGCUGUCAAGUCUAUUGCCAGUGCGUCAAACGCCAGCUUUGAUGACACCCUGAGGAAUCCGCAAGACUUAGGUCGGCCUAAGAAUAAACGACGGCAAUCAUUGAAACAGAAGCAGGACAGGCAGCUUUACAGCAGGAAGAAGGAUACGGAAGCUCCCCCCACUCCGAAGACCGAUGAGGAGGAUGCAACCCUGGAUUCUGGGCCAGAGAACACCCAACAAUGGCUUCGUCUUUCUCGUCAGAACCGGCCUCAGCAGUCAGAAGAUCCGGACCAGCUUCUACCAGCUGCUCCAGGUUCUAGUACAGAUCUCGACAUCCUUGUUGCAAGCUAUGCCAACUCUGAUGUUGCUCGUUCCGUCCAUGAUGAGAUCGCAACUGCUGUUCAAGGUGCGACUACGGCUAAUGGAUCGGCGGAUCUGCAUCGGACGCCUUCGCACCAGAUGAGAGGUUAUAAGAGGAUUGGUCUCCUGCAGCAAUUUGUGAUCCUCUCUCAGCGCACGUGGCGCAAUCUAUACCGGAAUCCCAUGCUCAUGUUGACGCACUAUGCGAUUUCUAUUCUUCUUGCAGUACUGUGCGGAUACCUCUUCUACGGCCUGACGGAUGAUAUCAAGGGUUUCCAGAACCGCUUGGGCCUGUUCUUCUUUAUCCUGGCCCUCUUUGGAUUCAGUACUCUGACCAGUCUCACUGUGUUCUCCUCCGAGCGUCUGUUGUUUGUGCGUGAGCGCGCCAAUGGCUACUAUCACCCGGUGACCUACUUCGCCGCCAAGGUCCUUUUCGAUAUAGUGCCUCUGAGACUCAUCCCGCCUAUCAUCAUGGGUAUCAUCGUAUAUCCAAUGACCGGGCUGAUUCCCGCAUGGCCUGAGUUCCUGAAAUUCAUCCUGAUUCUUGUCCUUUUCAAUCUGGCAGCAGCCGGCAUCUGUCUUUUCAUCGGUAUAGUCUUCCGGGAUGGAGGCGUUGCCAAUCUGAUAGGGAGCUUGGUCAUGCUUUUCAGCUUGUUGUUUGCUGGCCUGCUUCUGAACCAUGACGCCAUCCCCAAGGCCGCUCUCUGGUUGCAAACGCUGUCUAUUUUCCACUAUGGAUUCGAAGCUCUUAUAGUCAACGAAGUGACAUACCUGACAUUGAUCGAUCAUAAGUACGGUCUCGAUAUCGAAGUUCCCGGUGCAUCGAUUCUGAGUGCCUUUGGUUUUGACACUUUGGCUCUCUGGAAUGAUGUGAUUGGGCUGGCUAUCAUUUCGGGCGCCUUUAUCGUAAUCGCGUAUACAGCGAUGCACGUUCUUCUUGUAGAAAGGAGGUGA